This is a messenger RNA of Bombyx mori (domestic silkworm), 2554 nucleotides long. RefSeq names its product 90-kDa heat shock protein (gene Hsp83). The record is from RefSeq and is marked provisional. NCBI's taxonomy places the organism in Eukaryota, Metazoa, Arthropoda, Insecta, Lepidoptera, Bombycidae. Gene Ontology annotation, cellular component: perinuclear region of cytoplasm; protein-containing complex; plasma membrane. Gene Ontology annotation, biological process: protein stabilization; cellular response to heat; protein folding. Gene Ontology annotation, molecular function: disordered domain specific binding; ATP-dependent protein folding chaperone; ATP binding.
GAGACUAACGUGCGAUACUUUGCGCUUUGAAACACGUGUGUUAAAAACCCUCUAGUCAUUUUGUGUGAAUUAAACAAAAAGCAGUAAAGAAAAUGCCGGAAGAAAUGGAGACACAGCCAGCGGAGGUUGAAACCUUCGCGUUCCAGGCUGAGAUCGCUCAGCUUAUGUCCCUGAUCAUCAACACCUUUUACUCCAACAAAGAAAUUUUCCUUCGUGAGCUGAUUUCCAAUUCAUCGGACGCUUUAGACAAAAUCAGGUAUGAAUCUCUCACGGAUCCGUCAAAACUCGAUAGUGGCAAAGAGCUGUACAUCAAGAUCAUUCCCAACAAGAACGAGGGCACUCUUACGAUCAUCGAUACCGGUAUUGGUAUGACCAAGGCCGAUUUGGUGAACAAUUUGGGAACCAUCGCGAAAUCUGGUACUAAAGCUUUCAUGGAGGCUCUUCAAGCAGGUGCCGACAUCAGCAUGAUUGGACAGUUCGGUGUUGGCUUCUACUCCAGUUACUUGGUCGCUGACCGCGUGACUGUUCACUCUAAACACAAUGACGACGAGCAAUACGUGUGGGAAUCUUCUGCAGGAGGCUCGUUCACAGUCCGCCCAGACAGCGGUGAGCCCCUUGGUCGAGGUACAAAGAUCGUCCUUCACGUCAAAGAGGACUUGGCAGAAUUCAUGGAAGAACACAAAAUCAAAGAGAUCGUAAAGAAACAUUCCCAGUUCAUCGGCUACCCAAUCAAGCUGAUGGUUGAAAAAGAACGCGAAAAAGAACUGUCUGAUGAUGAAGCCGAAGAAGAAAAGAAGGAAGAGGAAGAUGAGAAGCCUAAGAUUGAAGAUGUAGGUGAGGAUGAAGACGAGGACAAAAAAGAUACGAAGAAGAAGAAGAAAACAAUUAAAGAAAAAUACACAGAGGAUGAAGAACUCAACAAGACAAAGCCUAUCUGGACCAGAAACGCUGAUGACAUUACCCAAGAUGAGUAUGGAGACUUCUACAAAUCCCUUACCAAUGAUUGGGAGGACCAUCUUGCAGUCAAACACUUCUCCGUUGAAGGUCAGUUAGAGUUCCGUGCACUACUUUUUGUGCCACGUCGUGCACCUUUUGACUUGUUUGAAAACAAGAAGCGCAAGAACAAUAUCAAGCUGUAUGUACGAAGAGUUUUCAUCAUGGACAACUGUGAGGAUCUCAUCCCAGAGUACCUUAACUUCAUUAGAGGUGUUGUCGACAGUGAGGACCUUCCUCUAAACAUUUCACGUGAGAUGCUUCAACAGAAUAAAAUUCUGAAAGUAAUUAGGAAGAAUUUAGUUAAAAAAUGCCUAGAACUAUUUGAAGAAUUGGCAGAGGACAAAGAAAACUACAAGAAGUAUUAUGAACAAUUCAGCAAGAACUUAAAAUUGGGUAUCCAUGAAGACUCUCAAAACAGGGCUAAGCUCUCUGAGCUUCUGCGGUACCACACUUCGGCAUCGGGUGAUGAAGCCUGCUCUCUGAAAGAGUAUGUAUCCAGGAUGAAGGAGAAUCAGAAACAUAUCUACUACAUCACUGGAGAAAACAGAGACCAGGUGGCGAACUCCUCAUUUGUGGAGAGAGUGAAGAAACGUGGCUAUGAAGUAGUCUACAUGACUGAGCCCAUUGAUGAAUAUGUAGUACAACAGAUGAGGGAGUAUGAUGGCAAGACCCUUGUAUCGGUCACAAAGGAAGGAUUAGAACUUCCUGAAGAUGAGGAAGAAAAGAAGAAACGUGAGGAAGAUAAGGUGAAGUUCGAAGGGCUGUGCAAGGUGAUGAAGAACAUCCUGGACAACAAAGUUGAGAAAGUUGUUGUCUCUAACAGACUUGUGGAGUCUCCUUGCUGUAUUGUUACUGCUCAAUAUGGAUGGUCUGCCAACAUGGAACGUAUCAUGAAGGCUCAGGCUCUACGUGACACAUCCACAAUGGGAUACAUGGCUGCGAAGAAGCAUUUGGAAAUCAAUCCUGAUCACUCGAUUGUGGAAACAUUAAGGCAGAAAGCGGAAGCCGACAAGAAUGACAAAGCUGUUAAGGAUCUUGUUAUCUUAUUGUAUGAAACUGCCCUGCUGUCUUCUGGCUUCACGCUUGAUGAGCCCCAAGUCCAUGCUUCCCGUAUCUAUAGAAUGAUCAAACUGGGUCUUGGUAUUGAUGAAGAUGAGCCGAUUCAGGUUGAAGAGCCUGCUUCUGGAGAUGUGCCGCCAUUGGAGGGUGAUGCCGAUGAUGCAUCUCGCAUGGAGGAGGUUGAUUAAGAUCUCUACUUUAACUGUAGGAACCAUGUCAUAAUGGUUUGUUUUUGUGCAUCGGUGUACAGCCAAAGACUGAUUUAGUUCAAAAAUUCCAUUAUUUUAAUAAAUAAUCAAAAUGAUUUUCUGUUGAUUUUUUUUUAAAGUAACUUCAUAAUUGUGCCAGAAUACUUACAAUAUUGUAUCUUUAUAAAUGUUUUGUUACUGUUCGUAAUGUAGGCAACCUUUGAAAAUGUUCUUAGUGCAGUAUUACACAUUAGUAAAUAGCUAAAGGUGAACUCUGAAUGUAUCAAUAAAACUCCACUUAUAUGUGAAAA